AUGGCGGCCAUUGAAGCGCCUGCGGUCCGUGCUGCUGCAUUGUCAACGUGUCAGUCUGAUCUGUCCGCGUCCAGCUCACGGCGAACUGUGGGAUGGCAACCCGUGAGCCACUCCGCUAGUUUUAGCAAGCUCGCGAAGAGCGUUCGCGGGACGGCGAAGGUCAGAGCUGUAGCGGAGAUCAAGCCAGCGGCUGCUGACUCACCAAAGAUGAAGGAUCUUGCGCGCCCUGACUCGUUCGGCCGCUAUGGCCAGUUCGGCGGCAAGUACGUUCCAGAGACCCUCAUGGCCGCGUUGGAUAAUCUCGAGAAGGUUUACAACGAGACAGUCCAGGAUCCUGCUUUUCAGGCGGAGUUCCAGUCGAUCCUCAAAGACUACGUGGGUCGCGAGUCGCCGCUCUACUUCGCGGAGCGCCUCACGGAGCACUACUCGCGCCCCGACCCCGCUGAUCCCUCGCGCCGCGUCGGCCCGCACGUGUACCUGAAGCGGGAGGAUCUGAACCACACGGGCGCGCACAAGAUCAACAACGCCAUUGGUCAGGUGCUCCUGGCGAAGCGCAUCGGCAAGAAGCGCAUCAUCGCGGAGACGGGCGCGGGGCAGCACGGCGUCGCGACGGCGACGGUGUGCGCGCGCUUCGGGCUGAACUGCAUCGUGUACAUGGGCGCGGAGGACAUGCGGCGGCAGGCGCUCAACGUGUUCCGCAUGCGCCUGCUGGGCGCAGAGGUGCGGGCGGUGCACAGUGGCACGCGCACGCUCAAGGACGCCACGUCAGAGGCGAUCCGCGACUGGGUGACCAACGUGGACACCACCCACUACAUCCUCGGCUCUGCCGCGGGCCCCCACCCCUACCCCAUGAUCGUGCGCGACUUCCAGGCCAUCAUCGGUCGGGAGGCCAAAAAGCAAUCCUAUGAGAAAUUCAACCGACUCCCGGACGUGCUGGUGGCGUGCGUAGGAGGAGGGUCGAACGCCAUGGGGCUGUUCCACGAGUUCGUGGAGGACGAGGGCGUGCGCAUGGUGGGUGUGGAGGCGGCGGGGCACGGCGUGCACACGGACAAGCAUGCCGCCACGCUCACUGCCGGGGAGGUGGGCGUGCUGCAUGGCGCCAUGAGCUACCUGCUGCAGGACAGCGAUGGGCAGAUCAUCGAACCGCACAGCAUCAGUGCCGGCCUUGACUACCCCGGAGUGGGUCCCGAGCACAGCUUCCUCAAGGACAUUGGGCGGGCGGAGUACUUCAGUGUCACUGAUGACGAGGCACUGCAAGCUUUCAAGCGUGUGUCGCGAUUGGAAGGCAUCAUCCCUGCCCUGGAGACAUCUCAUGCGUUGGCAUACCUCGAAUACCUCUGCCCUCAGCUGGCCGAUGGCACCAAGGACAACGGCAUCAAGCGGCUGAAGCUGUUCGGCGCUGACGUGGACAUUCUGCGCGCGCUGGUGGGCACGGACAUCGAGGUGGCGGUGAUGCUGCAGAACGAGUAUCUCAACCUCGUCGCCGGCUCGCAGAAAGAGGCGGCCAAAUGGCUCAGCAACAACGUGUCGCCCUUCGUGUUCCCUAAGGGGGCCAACAUCAGGGAGAUAGCCGUGGGAAAUGAGCCGUUCCUGCAGGGCUACCAAGGCAUGUACGAGUCAGCAGUGGUGCCAGCGAUGCGAAAUAUGUACAGUGCGCUACAGGACGCCAAACUAGACGACAAAAUCAAGCUCACCGUGCCUCUUAACGCGGAUAUUUUGGGGAGCUCGUACCCGCCGUCCUCGGGCGAGGUUCGGGGGGAUAUUUUGGAGGAUAUCACCGCGAUUGCAGAUAUUUUGAAGCAGUCUGGCGGAACGUUCUCGAUAAAUAUCUACCCGUUUCUGACGCUGCACCAGGACACGACGGGGGCUAUAGGACUGAACCAGGUUUUUUUGGGGCAGCCUGGCGGGCAGGCGUGGCAGUUCAAGGACCCGAAGAGUGGGCUGAAAUACAACAACAUUUUCGACGGGGCGUUUGAUGCUGUGGUGGCUGCUCUUCAGAAGAUCGGAUACGGCGAUCUGCCGAUCGAGAUCGGCGAGAUCGGAUGGCCAUCCGACGGUCAGGGUGACACGAGGGGUUAUGCCACAGUGGACAACGCCUAUCGCUUCAACCAGGCCAUCCUAGCCCACAUGCCGUCAGGACAAGGCACGCCGGCCCGCCCAAAUCAAAUCUUGAGUGGAUACCUCUUCGCGCUUUCAGACGAAGACCGGAAGAUCACUCUAGCCGGCCCGUUCGAGAGGCAUUGGGGGAUUUUCCGCGUGGACGGGACCCCAAAAUACCCCUUGGAUUUGACGGGCGGCGGGAAGAAUGUCACUCUGAAAAGCGCAACAGGGAUUGUGCUGUACCCCGGGCAGUGGUGUGUGGCCAAGGAGGGCGUGGACCCGCAGAAAUUGGCAGAAGCGGUGACGUAUGCGUGUGGGGAUAUGAAGCCUUCGGAUUGCACGCCUGCACAGGUUGGAGGGUCGUGUUACUUUAAUGGGAGCACAGCAAAGGUUGCGACCUAUGCGUUUAAUAGUUACUUCCAGCUGAAUAACCAGUCGGGUGGGGCGUGUGACUUCAAGGGGGUGGCGGAAGUGGUGCAGAACAAUCCUACCCAGGAGCAGUGUAGAGUGAAGUUUGCUGACGAGCGGUUGGCUCCCGGCCACGCUAUUCAUGGAUCUGUCUUGGGUAGAAGAACAGAGCAACUGGAGUCAUUAUUCAAGCUGGGGAAGAAGCUUGGCCAGGGCCAGUUCGGCGUAACGUUUCUCUGCACGGAGAAAGCCACGGGGAAGGAGUACGCGUGCAAGACCAUCGCAAAGAAGAAGCUUAUAUCGAGGGAGGACGUGGAGGACGUGAAACGCGAGGUGGCGAUCAUGCAUCACCUGGCGGGCCAUGGCAACAUUGUGUGCAUCAAAGGAGCGUACGAGGAUCACUUGAAUGUGCACAUUGUCAUGGAGCUCUGCACGGGAGGCGAGCUGUUUGAGCGCAUCAUUAAAAAGGGCCACUAUAGUGAGCGGCAGGCGGCGGAGCUAACGCGGACGAUCGCGAAGGUGAUAGAGGCGUGCCACUCGCUGGGUGUGAUCCACCGCGACCUCAAGCCGGAGAACUUCCUCUUCGCCAGCAAGUCCGAGACUGCUGAUCUUAAGGCCACCGACUUCGGCCUUUCCUACUUCUUCAAGCCAGGCGAGUACCUGUCGGACGUGGUGGGCAGCCCGUACUACGUGGCGCCGGAGGUGCUGCGGCGGAGGUACAACGAGAAGGCGGACGUGUGGAGCAUGGGCGUCAUCAUCUACAUCCUGCUCUCCGGCGUGCCACCCUUCUGGGCAGAGACGGAGCAGGGCAUAUUUGAGGCGGUGCUGCGGGGCGAGCUGGACUUUGAGUCGGACCCAUGGCCGUCCAUCAGUGAGGACUCCAAGGACCUCAUCCGCCACAUGUGCUGCCUCGACCCCAAGAAACGCUACUCUGCUUAUGACGUCCUCUGCCAUCCGUGGGUGGCCAAGGAUGGCGUCGCACCGGACAAGCCACUGGGCUCGGCGGUCCUCUCUCGUCUGAAGCAAUUCACAGCGAUGAACAAGCUCAAGAAGAUGGCGCUGCGCGUGAUCGCAGAGAGCAUGUCGGAGGAGGAGAUCUCGGGGCUCAAGGAGACGUUCAAGAUGAUGGACACUGAUGGCAGCGGCACCAUCACGUAUGAGGAGCUGCGCGCCGGGCUCAAGAGGAUCGGGUCUACGCUCAAUGACAUGGAGAUUAAGGAACUCAUGGAUGCGGCUGAUAUUGACGGCAAUGGCACCAUUGACUACGGCGAGUUCCUGGCAGCGACGGUGCAGCUGAACAAGAUAGAGCGCGAGGAGACGCUGUUUGCGGCCUUCUCCUACUUUGACAAGGACUCGUCUGGCUUCAUCUCCACCGAUGAGCUGCAGGACGCGUGCCGCGAGUACGGCGUCGACGAGGAGUGCAUCGUUGAGACCAUGCGCGACGUUGACACUAACAAUGAUGGCAUCAUUGACUAUAACGAGUUUGUUGCUAUGAUGAGGCAAGGGAACGGAGGGAUUGCGCUAUCGGGGCUUGUAUUUGACCUCAGUUCCCUCAAGCCCAUCCUCAGGGAUUCCUAUUUUAUCUUCGGCUCGUCCGACAAGCCCGAGCCUGACACCGAGCCGAACGCCGAGCCUUUCGCAAAGCGGCGCCGCCUCGAGGAGCCCUCUUUGAUGCUUCCGGACCUGGAAGCGGACUGCAGCUCUGACGUCAGCACUUCAUCCGCAGAGCACGCAACCGAAUGGACGCUUCAGCCGGCGCUACAGCCGCAACGGCAGCAGCAGCAGCAGCAGCAGAGGCCGGCGUCCCUGUCGGAUUUGAGCGAGGACCUUUUAUUGAAGGUGCUUCAAUCGGGGCAUCCGACGGCAUGGGAUUUGUGCCGGUUCUCGUGCGUGAGCCGGCAGUGGAAGCAGCUGUGCUACAGCCGCGUGUUUUGGACCAAGCUCCGCAUCGGCCCGGGCAGCAUGCAUCCAGGCGUGGAGCUGCUCGCGGCGCGCUGCACCAACCUGACGGACCUCUACGUGGACGACCCGCGGUGCGAGCUACACAUCCUGCACCCAAUCAUUGUCGCAUGCAGCGACUCGCUGCGACGCAUCGCCGUGUACCUCAUGGUGAUUGGCUGGCGAAACCUGUCAUGUCUGCGCAUCCACAUGGGGGCUUUAGAGGUCGAAGACCUAUUGGCGCUGCGCAAGUGCACGUCUUUAAGAGUGUUGGAAUUAGUAGGAGGUUCUAUCCACACCCUACCCGCCGCUCUCGGCGCUCUUCCCUCGUCAGCCCCCGCGCCCGCAUCCACUUUCCCCUGGCUCGGCACGAGCCGACUCGCCGUAGGCUCGGGAACAGGUUCGGGGACAGGCUCGGGGACAGGUUCGGCAGCGCCGGACGCGUUUCACCCGGAGCUGGAGGUGCUGAUUCUAACAGACGUGGACUUUGAUGCGGCGGUAGUGGCGACUAUCGCGCUCCGGCGCAUGGCAGUAGCAGCUGCAAUUGAUGGCGCUGCAGGGGGCGUGUUUGGAAGGCCUGUGCUUGCCAGCGCUGCUGUUCCUUCUGCUGCCGUGCCUGCUGCCGUGCCUGCUGCCGUGCCUGCUGCCGGGCCUGCUGCUAUGCCUGGUGGUGGCGCUGGUGUUGCUAAUGAUGGUGCUGCGCGUGGGGCGUUAUUUCCACCUGUGAACAUGACAGUCCGUGCAGCGAUGUGGGGUGUGGGUGCAGCACCUUUGGGCCAAGGUGCUGGCCCUCAGGCAGAUGCUGGCCAUGGCAGGGCGGCUAGACAUGGUCACGAAAUGGACAUUUACGGUAGGAGGUAG
Molecule: messenger RNA, 5307 nt
Organism: Closterium sp. Naga37s-1
Lineage: Eukaryota; Viridiplantae; Streptophyta; Zygnematophyceae; Desmidiales; Closteriaceae
Source: the annotation of a GenBank genome assembly